AUGUGCCGUGUGUACCCAGUAAGUGGCCAUUUUGUUCUUCCAGACGCUCUGCAGUCUUAUCUGGAGGAGAGCUCAUAUUCCAAAGUGACAGUGACUCUGGAUCCAGACACGGCUCAUCCCUGUCUUGUCCUUUCUCAGGAUCGGAGAAGUGUGAGACGUGCAGACACACGGCAGCAUCUGCCUGACAACCCUGAGAGAUUUGACAUGCACUGCUGUGUGCUGGGCUGUGAGGGAUUCACCUCGGGGAGACACUGCUGGGAGGUGGAGGUGCCAGAAAGCAGAUUCUGGGCUGUGGGGGUUGUCAGAGAGUCAGUGAGAAGAAAGGGACAGAUCCACUUUUGCCCAGAGCAGGGGAUCUGGGCUGUGCGGCGCUGCUUAGGUCAGUGCCAGGCUCUCACUUCUCCUCGUCCCACCCGCCUAUCCCUGCACUGGUCACCUAGAAGGAUCCGUGUGUAUCUGGACUAUGCAGCAGGGUGGGUGUCGUUUCUCGACGCUGGUACGGAGGCUCCAAUCUUCACCUUCCCACCAGCCUCUUUUACUAGGGACAGAAUCCGGCCCUGGCUCUGGCUGUGUGGCACUGGAGCUGAACUCAGACUGUGGCACUAAAAUGGGGGUGGGCAGGGGAGAUGUCCCAGUGUGAAUGAUGGACUCAUCCACUCCAGCCUCCUGCUCUCUGUGACCCAAGAAGGAUCUCCUUCCCCAGUCCUCAUGGCUGCACCUCUGUCACUCUUGGAGCUGCAGUAGAUAACAAGGCACAGUCUGGAUACACAAUCCCAUGGCAGCAGGUGUCACCAGGCUGGUUUGUCUCCGUGAGCGAUGGCUCUGAAGGACUCCAGAAGGGUUGGCCAUACAAUCUCCCUAUCAGGAAGCCCCAACUGGGGAGUCAGCACCUGCUCCCAGUCUAGAGCAGCCCAUGGGAUCUCUGCAAAGCCCUCAAAGUGCCCCUGGGCAUCCUCUGCUCAAGGAGGCCCUUGCUGUAGGAUGUGUGUAGGGCUGUGUGGGGUGAGGGCCUGAGCCUUGACAGAACCUGCCCAUGGGGAACUGCUGGCCUGGGUUGAAUUUGGAUUGGUUUAAGUCUGCAGCCAAGGCCUCUGGGCUCGGGUGUUUCAAAGGCUGAAGUGCCCUGAAUCCCAUCGGGGGUAGGUGCCUCCCACCCUCAGACUCCUCUGUGGAUACCAGCUCCACUGCACUGGACACUUGGGCUCUAGACAGAAGCAAAAAUUUGAACAAAUGCCUUCACUUUUUUUUUUAAUUACUUUGGCCCGUUGGUCUUAAGUCUCCCUUUUCUCUCCCUGCAUUGCAUUGCCCUGGUUCUUUCCCAAGUCCUGGUUGGUGUGGGCAGGAUGCCCCCUGAGGGAUGGACACCUCUUUUUUUGUCUCAGGCCUUGUACUGAGGGUGAUGUCACAGUUAUCUUUAUACCAUCAUAAAGGUCCUUAAAACAGGAACAUUCUUCCAUUGCAGCGUGUUAACCUGUGUUAAAUAUCCCCUAAAUGUUUUAAAGUUAUGCCAGUUCAGGCAAGGGUUACCUUUGUUCUGUUCAACCCAGGUCAUUUGAGGGGGGAAAAAGCACUAUUUCCAGUCCUUCAGUAUCCCAGGAUGCACCAUUCAGAGCCCUGCCCACUCCUUUGUUCCAUGGGUAAACUUUCACCCAUGUGAACUCUGCUACCCAGGGGGUGGUGCUGGGCUGAGGUCAAUACCCCCUCCUAAGCCCAGCACCCCAGCACACCCUGACCACUCUGAGCACCCAUAAAACUCACCAGCUGGUUGCUUGCUGUAGCACCCCCAUGCACAUAACAACAGAAAUCCUAAUACCUACCUCCACGAAGAGAAUGAGCUGUGGCCCACUGUGGCAUGCAUGCAGUGAGCCUGCUGGGUCUCAGCUCUGCCCUGGG
Messenger RNA from Alligator mississippiensis (American alligator), 1893 nucleotides. Its product is annotated as butyrophilin subfamily 1 member A1-like. The coding region runs from base 1 to 606 and encodes 201 amino acids. Gene Ontology annotation, molecular function: protein binding. The transcript is spliced from 3 exons. Lineage: Eukaryota; Metazoa; Chordata; Crocodylia; Alligatoridae. The record is from RefSeq and is a predicted model, not a curated record.